Vicia faba (fava bean) is the source of this 1467-nucleotide messenger RNA. Lineage: Eukaryota; Viridiplantae; Streptophyta; Magnoliopsida; Fabales; Fabaceae. The record is from the annotation of a GenBank genome assembly.
AUGAGUAAUCAACAGGCCACAGUAAAUGAACAACCUAGUAGCCAAAUCAAUCGUAGUAAGCAGGUGCCAUUUGGCUUAUUGAUCCCUAUCUUGAUUCCCCAACUUGCCAAAGAUAGAGCAAUGCAACUUACAACAUUAUUUAACAAAUUGAAGAAAGAUGAAAUACCCAUAGAUCAUUUUGUACGGCUUAUGAAAGGGAUUGUGGGGGAUCAGAUGCUUAGAAUAGCAUUGACGAAAGUGCAACAACAAACAAAAGCCAACGCAGGUUCUUCUGGACAGCAGCACCCUGUAAGGAUGCCAACGGUUACUUCCAGUGGAACAAAAUUUAAUGAUCCCCAUGCAUUAGCACAACUGCAUCAGAGAAGUAUGAAUCCUGUUGCAGACCAUUCUCAUAAUACUUCUUCAGCUAUCCAAGUGAAGAGUGAACCGACCUAUUCAACUAUGGACAUUGGUGCUAAAAAGUCUCUGGAACAUGAUGUUCGAGUUGUGCAACCAAAUCAAUUACCAUCAUCAGCUACUGGUUCGUCAUCUCUCAGACCACAACCUCAUCCUCAUGAUUCACACAUAAGGCAAAUUCCUCAUCAGAAUAUUGGUUUAAAUCACUUGGGUGUAGAACGACAAAGUUCUUUCACUGAUCCUAAGAGAAUGCCAGGUGGAUUUGUGUCGACUGGUGUAAACAAUACAGCACCACAACAAACUUCAACUUCUUGGCAACCUUCAGCAGAACAAAAUUCUGGCUUGUUUUCAUCUGUUUCAUAUGUAAAAAAGGAACCUAACGACCUUUCUAUUGAGCAGCAACAUGAUAAAAGCAUCAAUUUGGCAGAAGAUGGCAGGGAGAGCUAUAAUCUUGAUAUUGAGAUUGAUCAAGGGACUGUUGGCACAUCUCAACAAGCUGAAAGUGGAUUGCCAGAUGCAUUUGACAUAUCUCUGUCUCACUUUGCUCUCGUUUUAGCACUUGAAAAUGAAUCUGGUGGUAUCCAAGAAAUUGUACUGGAGGUUGACAUCCGUCUAACAUUUAAUUUGAGAACUACUGGGAUGAAAUUGACAGUCGAGCUUUCUCGUUUAUUAAUCCUCUCACAAGUUAUCCACGAGAGAGUGGAAAAAGAAAUGAUAAUUCCUCAUUUUUCUUCUGUGACAUCAAAAGGUUUGGCAUCUCACCUUGCAUCAGCAGAUCCUUUUUCAAGAUUUCCAAACUUCAGUAAAUUGAACUCAGAUAUUGACGCAAGUUCUUCAAGAGACCUUACUCCUGUUCAAUUAAGUCGGCAGAACCAAAUUUUACAAAAUUUAAGAGCUUCUAUAUCACUAGAGAAGCCAGAUAAUGAUUCGUUGCAUUUUUUCGGGUAUUGGUUUGGUGUUGGGCGUCUCUCAGGUUUCGAUAUGACUCUUUCUGUAUAUGAAAUCCAGACGAUUUCCUCAAUGGCCUCCUCAUUUUCUGGGACAUCCAGCCACAACACAACAGAAGCUUGA